UUCCCCCGUCCACCAUCUUGAGUUAAGCUGAUCGUUGGGUUUAUUACGUGACUCGCGUCGUCGUGUAUCAAACAUGUCCGACCAGCUUUGCAAACUUUUUGUCGGUGGACUUAACGUGGACACCGACGACGAUGGCCUGCGCAAGCACUUCGAACAGUACGGCACGCUGACCGACUGCGUGGUGGUGGUGAACAAGCAGCUCCAGCGCUCCCGCUGCUUCGGCUUCGUCACCUACUCCACACCGGAGGAGGCCGACGCGGCCAUGGCGGCCAGGCCGCACACCGUCGACGGAAACGCGGUCGAGGUGAAACGCGCCGUGGCCCGAGAAGACGCCAACAAGCCGGAGGCCCUCGCUAAGGUCAAAAAGAUCUUCGUCGGUGGACUGAAGGACGACAUCGAGGAGAACCACCUCACCGACUACUUCUCGCAGUACGGCCAGGUGGAGAAGUCUGAAGUCAUCUCGGAGAAGGAGACGGGAAAGAAGCGAGGCUUCGGCUUUGUUUACUUUGCCGACCACGAUGCAGCCGACAAGGCGGUGGUGGUGAAGUUCCACACCGUUAAUGGACACAAGGUAGAGGUGAAGAAGGCCCUGACGAAGCAGGAGAUGCAGGCGGCCAACAGAACCGGCAUGGCGCCGAGAGGCAGACCGGGCCGAGGUAUGAGGGGCAAUCAAAAUGGCUACGGCAGCAGAGACUACGGAGGAAACUACAACUACGGAAAUGGCGGAGGCUACAACUGUGGCGGCUAUGGGGGGUAUGGCGGACCCUAUGGGGGUGGCUACGGAGACCAGGGAAGUGCCUACGGCGGAGGAAGCGACUACAACGACUUCGGCAGCGGCUACGGCCAGCACUCGUCCGGGUACGGCCCCAUGAAGGGGCCUCCCUUCGGCGGCCAGAGGAGCGCUGCUCCCUACGCCAGAGGCGGCGGCGGCGGCGGCUACCCGAGGGGAGGCUAUGGCGGCGGCUACUAGGCGAAAGUGCGCAGCAGAAAUUCACCCAUCCCCUGCCAUGAAUUACGUCCUGCCAGGAUUUGGUCAAAAUUCAGUAACGAGGCGUCUGCCGUGCAAUCCAACCAUGGCAGACACGGACACAGAGACCCCCUAAUCAUAACGAAGACCUCAAACCCAAACAGGUAGGAAGGUCACUUCCCAGAACAGCUGAUAGUACCGAGCAGCCGGUGUUGCCGUACGUCUAGGACACAUUAAAUGAAGAAUUGCAUACAUCGAUCCAUUUUUUUAUUAUGUACGCACGCAACUGCGUGUAGUUGUCGUUUAGAUAUUUUUUUGCGUUCACUCGUUUUUUGGGAAUUUCAUUGUAGGAUUGUUUUAAGUUUGUUCAAUAUUUUUGCAUUUUAAAGAUAUUAGAUUAGAUUCUGUUUUCUGGAGUAACCCUAGUGUGACCUAAAUGUGAGAAUGAGAACGCAUGUUAUGUGCUAAAGGAUUUCAUAGUUGUGUCUCAUAACAUUAAAUUUGUACAUCUAUUUACUUGGGUUAUUCAGCAAAGGUGGGACCGUGACACUGCAGGAUCCAGUUUCCUUACCAAUAUUGUAUUCUCCUCACACAAAGUAAUAGUUUCAGUCUAAAUAUUGUUCAUUUUCUAUUUACCUGUAGCAAUAUCUAAUGUAUAUUGUACACUUUAAUGUCUGGAGAACAAAACCUUAUGUUGAAACAAUUUGGUAUGCUUAUGUAUGUUCAUUUUAAAUAAAACGUUAUCUCAAUUAGCUUAGUUAUUUUACUUAUUUACUUACAGGCUUCCUCAAGUUUAUCCACAGGUUUUAUUAAAGACCUCGUCUUGUUGCUCUUUAGUUACAUGGCUUACUCAGGUGGGUGAAAUGGUUACAGAAUGGUUGUAGUCUACCCACAGCCAAAGCAUGUAGGCUUUGUAGGGUUUGACGUUGUUUUUAAAAUUGUGGUUUCUAGCUUUUACUAACAUGACUUUAUUUUCCUUACAUAUUUGAAUAUCUUAUCUUCAUGUCGACAUGAGGGCUCUGAUAUGUAUAUCUUUGAUUAUUCCUAUAUUUAGGUGUUCACUUCUUACUCGUAUUCCAGUAGGCUAUCCCAGCCAAAAUAGCCGUAGCAGUUUGUUUGUAGGCUACAACAGGACCCUGUUGAUUACCUGGGGUCGAUUGUGAUAGGAGUCUGAAAUAUCUCUUUAGGAUAUCCACAUCCAGCAAACUAGGUAUGUAAAUCAACCUGUCUUCACUCUGUGUUGCUCAACCAUGUAUGGAAUAUCUUUGAGAUGGUGCACAAGUGUGCCAUUGUUUAAUCUUAAACAACAUAACAUAGCUCAAUGCGUCUAUUUAUAUAGUUAAUCUUAAAGUAAAAACAAAUGGGGUGGGGUUACUUAAUUUGGUCUUUAAUGAACAUUAAGUGGGUGGAUGGAGACCCAAGUUUUGUUCUGCCAUUAAAUGAGAUAAUGGAACAAGUUAAUUGGUGUCUCCUCCAGAAAGCUGAGAUUGUCCAGUUUCUCACUUUGUGUCUCUCCCAUCUCCUCCAGGUUGCUAUGGUAACCUGGACACAAGGACAUCACCCCGAAAACGAAGGGGUGUGUUUCUCCACGCCGACGGGGGACUAUGGUGGUUCUGCCUUCUCCCCCUCAGAUACCAAUACGUCUGAUGAUAUCGUAGGAAAAGACUUUGUUGUAUGAACUCACAAUAAAUAUAUAUAUUUUUGUAUACCAUUA
Betta splendens (Siamese fighting fish) is the source of this 2681-nucleotide messenger RNA. RefSeq names its product heterogeneous nuclear ribonucleoprotein A0-like. The transcript has 2 exons. Lineage: Eukaryota; Metazoa; Chordata; Actinopteri; Anabantiformes; Osphronemidae. The record is from RefSeq and is a predicted model, not a curated record. Gene Ontology annotation, molecular function: RNA binding. The coding region runs from base 74 to 970 and encodes 298 amino acids.